UCUAUUUAUAGGGCUGUUAUGCAAAUACCAGAGCUCUAACUCGUACAAUUCGAUUGGACUUUCCCUCACGGGGGUGUAUCUUUGUCGCUGAUUGGUUACUAUAGGAUCCGUCUUCUCAUUGGUUGUAUAAGUGACGACUGUUUCCAGCCAAUCACCAAGCACUAAUCCCGCCCAGGGAAGGGAUAAAAGGGGGCAGACGUUGCGUCAGUAUGAUCGCCUCGUUGUUGUCGGGAAGGUUCUGCUUGUAGUUUUUUUAAGCGCCUAAAGUAUGUCCGGCCGCGGGAAACAGGGAGGCAAAGUCCGAGCUAAAGCCAAGUCGCGCUCGUCGCGGGCCGGGCUGCAGUUCCCCGUGGGCCGCGUGCACCGGCUGCUGCGCAAGGGCAACUACGCGGAGCGGGUGGGCGCCGGCGCCCCGGUGUACCUGGCGGCCGUGCUGGAGUACCUGACGGCCGAGAUCCUGGAGCUGGCGGGCAACGCGGCCCGCGACAACAAGAAGACGCGCAUCAUCCCCCGGCACCUGCAGCUGGCCAUCCGCAACGACGAGGAGCUCAACAAGCUGCUGGGCAAGGUGACCAUCGCGCAGGGCGGGGUGCUGCCCAACAUCCAGGCCGUGCUGCUGCCCAAGAAGACCGACAGCCACAAGGCUAAAGCCAAGUAAAACUCUUCCAACAAACAACCCAAAGGCUCUUUUCAGAGCCACCCACAUCUUCCCUGAAAGAGCAGGAACACCCGAGCCUACAAAUACUUGCUUCUCUGGAAACUUUUCAGAGGUUGAGGGAAGGUUUCUUAUGCAUAAACUUCCUAUAUAUUCCUUCAACUUUAUAUUUUGCUGAUCGGUGUAGGUCCCUGCAUUUUUCUUUCUCUAAGAAGUUAACGUACUUAUGUAAGCGUUUCUCAGCUUCCGUUUUCUGAAAAAAAACAAUAAAAGAUAGCGGUUU
Aquila chrysaetos chrysaetos is the source of this 938-nucleotide messenger RNA. RefSeq names its product histone H2A-IV. The record is from RefSeq and is a predicted model, not a curated record. Gene Ontology annotation, cellular component: nucleosome. Lineage: Eukaryota; Metazoa; Chordata; Aves; Accipitriformes; Accipitridae. Gene Ontology annotation, molecular function: DNA binding; structural constituent of chromatin; protein heterodimerization activity. The coding region runs from base 269 to 658 and encodes 129 amino acids. The transcript has 2 exons.